CAAGCUCUCUCUCCUUUCUAAAUUUAUUUUUAUUUUUUUGGGGUUAACUCCCAAAAGAAAAUUUCUUGUUCCCUUUCCGACUCCCGAAUCCUCUUUCGAUUAUGCACUGAAUUUGAUCUCAAGAAGAAGAAGCAUUCUGAAUCUUCUGCUCCAAAUUCGCAUCAGAAGUAUUCAGCAGCAAAGCAGGGUUAGAGCAGUAGAGGAUGAUUAAGGCAGUGAUGGUGAUGAACACCCAGGGCAAGCCUCGCCUUGCCAAAUUCUACGAUUACCAGCCCGUGGAGAAGCAGCAGGAGCUCAUCCGCAGCGUCUUCACAGUUCUAAGUAGCAGGGCCGAGAAUGUGAGCAAUUUCAUGGAGGCGGAGUCCAUUUUCGGGCCGGACAGUCGUCUUGUGUACAAACACUAUGCGACACUGUACUUUGUCUUUGUUUUCGAUAGUUCAGAAAAUGAGCUUGCGAUGCUCGACCUGAUACAAGUUUUUGUGGAAACGCUAGACAAAUGCUUCAAGAAUGUCUGUGAGCUUGAUAUUGUCUUUAACUAUAGCAAGAUGCAAACCGUUCUAGAUGAGAUAAUUUUUGGUGGCCAAGUCCUGGAAACAAGCUCAACAGAGGUCAUGAAAGCUGUUGAAGAAAUAUCGAAGCUAGAAGCUGCUUCAAACGCUAUCACGCUUGUUCCUGCCAAAUAUGCUUCUGGCUGGAAUCGUCGAUAGAAUUAGUUUUUGCUAGUGCUACUCUCUUUUGGCUACAAUGGGCCUUCAGCCCGAUUCUUCCUGACUGGUUUGCUCCUGAGUCCUGAUGCUGCCAUGGAUUUUGGUCUAACACCCUAAUUCUCCUCUUGGAAGAACUCAUUGCAGAGGUUACUGGUCAGACCUUGCUGGAUGAUUGCAAGAAUUUAUAUGUAAUUCUGAACGGGCUAGAUCUCCACAGGGGAAAUUCUUGUUAUCUAGGUCGAACAGAGUCGACAUUCGAAUGCCCAAUUUUAUAUUGACUGGAUGGGUGUUAAUACAUGUGCCCCAGCCCAAGCAGUGGUUUUAUGAUAAUAUGUUUGGCAACGUUAAA
Molecule: messenger RNA, 1056 nt
Organism: Punica granatum (pomegranate)
Lineage: Eukaryota; Viridiplantae; Streptophyta; Magnoliopsida; Myrtales; Lythraceae
Source: RefSeq, a predicted model, not a curated record